Carcharodon carcharias (great white shark) is the source of this 3030-nucleotide messenger RNA. RefSeq names its product p21 protein (Cdc42/Rac)-activated kinase 1 (gene pak1). The record is from RefSeq and is a predicted model, not a curated record. The transcript is spliced from 16 exons. Gene Ontology annotation, cellular component: cytoplasm. Gene Ontology annotation, molecular function: ATP binding; protein serine/threonine kinase activity. Bases 353 to 1984 code for a protein of 543 amino acids. NCBI's taxonomy places the organism in Eukaryota, Metazoa, Chordata, Chondrichthyes, Lamniformes, Lamnidae. Gene Ontology annotation, biological process: regulation of axonogenesis; intracellular signal transduction; regulation of MAPK cascade.
AAAAAGCGGCAGCGCUUGGGAACAGGGACGAACAACCAGACCAACACCGUAAGAGAACCCCGGCAGUGGGGGGGUGAAUUCUGAGGCAAAGCAAACGAACGAACCCGGCUUCUCAUCAACGGGCGGCGGGAGCUACUUGAUGACAUUCCCUAACAACACUCUCUCACCGACGAAUGAACUUAAGCUUCUCCUGUGAUGUUAAAGCGCUGGUGCUGCUGCUGAUGCCUAGCUCGGCCUCUUCCUCUCACACCUUCCUCUUUGGUGGAGCUAUCCAAUUAGUCACAGUCUUCUAACUCUUUCCCAACAGCCCUUCAUUUUUUUCCUAUUCAGUGAUAGGUAGUGGUGACUGAAGAUGUCAGAUAAUGGUGAAGUGGAAGACAAGCCUCCAGCUCCGCCCAUGAGGAACACCAGCACCAUGAUUGGUGGGGGCAGCAAAGACCCUGGGAACCUAAACCAUGGCUCCAAACCGCUUCCCUUGGCCCCUGAAGAAAAGAAAAGGAAAGACAGGCUAAGGUUCUUCCCUGGAGCAGGCGACAAAACCAACAGGAAAAAAGAAAGGGAACGACCAGAAAUCUCACUACCCUCUGAUUUUGAGCACACGAUACAUGUUGGAUUUGAUGCUGUCACAGGAGAGUUCACAGGCAUGCCAGAGCAAUGGGCUCGGUUACUACAGACAUCAAAUAUCACAAAAUUAGAGCAGAAAAAAAAUCCACAAGCAGUGUUGGAUGUUUUGAAAUUCUAUGAUUCAAAAGAAACAUCAAAUAGUCAAAAGUACAUGAGCUUCACAGAUAAAACAACAGAUGGAUAUGCUUCCUCAAAUGCACUGAGUACAAAGAACGUGUCAGAGUCCCCGGCCGUGCCUCCAGUGUCGGAAGACGAUGAUGAAGAUGAAAGUGUCCCACCACCUGCAAUUGCACCACGGCCAGAACACACCAAAUCGAUGUACACACGGUCUGUGAUAGAUCCCAUCCCUCUCCCACCCACCAAAGAUGCUGCCACAUCCCCCAUCUCCUCACCCUCUGAGAAUAACACCACCCCUUCAAAUACCCUAACGAGGAACGCUGAGAAACAGAAGAAGAAGACCAAAAUGACAGAUGAAGAGAUAUUGGAAAAAUUGAGAAGUAUAGUAACAGUGGGCGAUCCAAAAAAGAAGUACUCGACAUUUGAGAAAAUUGGACAGGGAGCAUCAGGCACAGUAUACACAGCAAUUGAUGUCGCCACGGGGCAAGAGGUUGCAAUCAAGCAGAUGAAUUUACAGCAACAACCCAAAAAAGAAUUGAUUAUUAAUGAAAUUCUGGUCAUGAGGGAAAAUAAAAAUCCCAAUAUCGUUAAUUAUUUAGACAGUUACCUCGUAGGGGAUGAAUUAUGGGUGGUUAUGGAGUACCUGGCAGGAGGUUCACUGACUGAUGUCGUCACGGAAACUUGUAUGGAUGAAGGACAGAUAGCAGCUGUCUGUAGAGAGUGUUUACAAGCACUGGAGUUCCUACAUUCAAACCAGGUCAUUCACAGGGACAUAAAGAGUGACAAUAUUCUGCUGGGAAUGGAUGGCUCAGUCAAGCUAACUGACUUCGGCUUCUGUGCUCAGAUUACACCAGAACAGAGUAAACGAAGCACAAUGGUGGGGACACCAUACUGGAUGGCCCCUGAAGUGGUCACACGAAAAGCAUAUGGUCCCAAGGUAGACAUUUGGUCACUGGGAAUCAUGGCAAUUGAAAUGAUUGAGGGAGAGCCUCCCUACCUAAAUGAGAACCCUCUACGGGCAUUGUAUCUGAUAGCAACAAACGGGACUCCAGAGCUGCAGAAUCCCGAAAGGCUCUCGCCUGUAUUCAGGGAUUUCCUGAAUCGCUGCCUGGAGAUGGAUGUUGAGAAGAGAGGCUCCUCCAAGGAGCUGCUUCAGCACCAAUUCCUGAAGCUGGCGAAGCCGCUGUCCAGUCUGACUCCGCUAAUCAUUGCCGCAAAGGAUGCAGCCAAGAACAAUCGUUAAUGCCAUGGGGAGCCAAACCCACCCCCCUUCCCACCCCCAUCCCCCCCAUACCCAUCUCAAUUUCUGUGCCAGAGUGGCCUGCUCCCCGCGACGAUACCAUUCCUGAACUCCACAAUUCAAACAUUCCUGAACCAUCAUGACCAUUCCUGACUCGGAGCUCCUCCAGCUUCAACUCUUUCAUAGCCAAAUUACAGGAAAGAGCAUGGGGGUGAGUGGGCGGGCGGGCAGAGAGCAAACAGAGAGAGAGGGAGCACUACCAGGCUGUAUUUCUGCUGUACAUGGUACUGCAUCAAUUAACACAUUUGGGUGAAAUCCCUCUCUCAUCUGAAAUGGGUCUAAUGACUUCUUUAAAGUACUGGAUAAUAGUGCAUUAUGGUUAGUACCUUGUGGAAUUUCAAAUUGUAGUGUUGGCUAAUGGGUAGGGGUUACUGGUUGUGGCAGGGGGAGAAGCCCGUGAAUUACUGUCUCCAUCUGAACAAUAAACUGUUGGCUCGCACCCAACAAAUAAGAGGUGCUAGCUGCUGGGUUUUUUGUAUGUUUCAAAGCAUGAUCUCUCGACUUGUGUCGACAGCAAAGUGCUUUCAAUUUUCUUUCUUCCUCCCCCUCCCAUGUCCUUAAAUUAGUUUUGCUUCUCUCCUUCUCCCUCUCUUUUGGCAUUGAUCACCUCGAUUGAUAUAUUGAUCAUCUUGCUGUCCGCCUGCUGUCUUGGCCUUUGGUUCAAGGCUGUUCUAAAAUCACUGAGAAUGUACUGACAGGCUGUUUAUUGAUUAUGUACAUGGAGUAGUGAUUGAGACUGUAGUAAUAUCAGUUUUAAUGCACCCAGUGCAGCCUGGCAUGUAGUUUUUUUUUGUGUGUCCCUCCCCUUACCCAUGAGAUAUUUGUUUGUACCAGUUUUCUGAACACUACAACCUAAGAAAAGUGGUGCCAUACAUCUGCCUUGAGCGACUUUCAUGCUGCUAAAUUUUGAAAAUGUCUAUAGUGUACAAAACUAUGGAAUUUUAAUUCCUGGGGGGGAAAAUGAAAUAAAAAAGGGUGUGUUAUAAUAA